UCAUUCUGUGAUUGGACUAGAUUGUUGUUGUUGUUAUUAUUUUGUUUUUUAGGUUGUGAGUUAAGACUUGUGGCGUGCAGGCGUACUCGUGUAUUACUAUAUUGGUAAUUAUUGUGGAUGUGGAAUGCGGUUAACGGGCAUUGGAUUGUCGUAGAUGGGCCUUUUUUUAACGAAUUCAGGAUAACGUGAUUUCGAUUCAUAAUUUCGUAAUUCAUUGCUUAUACUUAACUAUAUAAACAACAUGGUAUGAUCGCAAAAGUUCAGAUUUGGUCCAAGUCCGCGCAAUACUUAUAAGAGAACUAUAUUGUUAUCAACGUCGACGCAACAAGAGCACUGUGGCAGUGUGGUCUGUAACUAGCACCGUUUCCGACCGUUCGAACACAAUAGAUAUCUCACUAUGGAAGAAACUGUUGGUAAUUCAUCAGACGCUAAUAAAAUCAGCCAGCCUGCUGUUGGCGAAUGGAAAAACAAUGAAAAUGUUUCUUAUGUUGACCAUGAGCAGAAUAUAGCAAAAACAUUAAAUGAUACUAUAUUAAAUGAUAAUUCGGUGCCUGAAAAUGUCGUUAUAGAAACACAAGAAAAUAACUGUGGUUUCUCUAAUAAUGAAAACACACAAGACACUUGGCUUACUGAAACUGAACCAAAAUAUCAUUAUAGUAAUAAAAAUAACUCAGGAUAUCGUAAGGGAACAGGAGGAUAUGAUAAAUCAAACAAUGCUAAUAAUUCUUAUGAAAAAUCAUCCAAUAAUGAUUCCUCUUCAAAUAAUGGACAUGUACGUGGCCGUGGUCGUGGUCGCGGUCGAGGUGUCACAAAAAGAUAUGACGAAGAAAAUGAAUCAUUUAGGGAUGAAUAUGGCUCCGGUAUUGAUAAUCAUGGUGGUAACACUCCCCCAGGUCAUCGAGGUCGAGGACGAGGGUUUAACCGCGGUAGAGGUGGAAGGCGAGAUCAAUCAGUAUCAUUUGGCUGGCAUGGGUAUAGUGAAGAUAGUCAUAAAAAAAAUGAAAAUGAUAAACCAACUAUUACAAAAGCACCGUACAUUCCUCCCGAUAUUGAAAAUGAAGAGUCUAUUGCUGGAAUUGAGGCAGGGAGUAAUUUUGACAAGUAUAAUACUAUUGAAGUAAAAGUGAGUGGAACUAACCCUCCAAAAAGUAUGACAUCUUUUCAAAGUUCUGGUUUGCGCACUAUUUUGCUAGACAACUUAUCUAACUGUAAUUUCUCUACACCAACUCCUGUACAAAAUUAUGCAAUACCUAUUAUCAUUGAAGGCAGAGAUUUGAUGGCCAGUGCUCAGACUGGUUCUGGAAAAACUGCAGCAUAUGUCUUACCUAUUUUGCAUAAUUUACUGAAGCAACCAACACAAUUAAUUUACGAUGAACAUCAUUGUGAACCGCAUGUAGUUAUUAUUGCGCCUACAAGAGAGUUGGUUUCACAAAUUAGUGAAUGUGUAUGGAAAUUUAGUAAAGGAACUGAUAUUAGAAAUGGACUACUGUAUGGAGGUACAUCUGUUUACCACCAAAAAUCUAAAAUCCUUCAGAGAGGAGUUCACAUAUUAACUGCUACACCAGGACGUCUGAUUGAUUUUGUUGAAAAAGGUAUUGUGACUUUCUCAUCAGUUAAAUUUUUUGUUUUGGAUGAAGCUGACAGAAUGUUAGAUAUGGGAUUCAAACCUGAUAUAGAACAAGUAUUAACAAAUUCGACUAUGCCUUCCAUAGAAUCGAGACAGACAAUUAUGUUCUCUGCUACAUUUGCAAGUCCAAUACAACAUAUGGCCACUUCUUACUUGAAAUCAGAUUAUAUAUUUGUAGCUGUUGGGGAAAUAGGAGGAGCAUGUAAAGAUGUUGUGCAAACAGUAAUAGAAGUCACAAAGUUUAAAAAAAAAAAUGCAUUACUUGAUAUAAUUAAAGAAAUGGAAAAUUGUCAAGGUACAAUAGUGUUUGUUGAAAGAAAAAAAGUUGCGGAUUAUACAGCUGCAUAUUUAAGUGAAGUGGAUUUUCCUACUACAAGUAUUCAUGGUGCACGUGAGCAACCUGAACGAGAACAAGCAUUAAGAGAUUUCAAAACGAAUAGAAUGAAAAUUUUAGUAGCCACUGCUGUUGCAGCUCGUGGAUUAGACAUAAAAGGUGUGAAUUAUGUAGUGAACUUUGAUCUACCAAAAACAAUUGAUGAGUAUGUCCAUCGGAUUGGGCGUACUGGUAGAUUAGGAAAUGCUGGUAAAGCUAUUUCAUUUUUUGACCCAGAAUCUGAUGGUCCACUAGCUGCAGAAUUAAUUAAAAUUCUCAAACAAGCAGAUCAAGAAGUACCAUCAUUUCUAAAUGAUGCUGCUGAACGUAUUCUAGCUUCCCCGACCAUUGACAAUUUCAACGAUAUAAGAACGAAUGUUGAUGUCACAUCCAACCUGGUUGCUACUGGAGAAGAAGAAGAAGAGUUGUGGUAGAUUACUUGAGCAGUUUAGGGUUUAAAUAUACAAGAGUAUAAGCACAAAGCAAUUCUAAAAAUAUGAAUCAGUUAAUAUUAUUAAAAUUCAAAACUCUAAAUUUGUUAUAAUUUAAAGCAUUUGCUUUUUUUGUUUGGCUUGACUCUAGCAAAGGAAAUGUAUGUCGUGUUACUUUGUUUUAAAAUUUUAUGUAAUUUAUAAUAUAGUAUAGUUAUUUUUAUGUUUUUUUUCUAUAUAUUUUCUAUUUUGAGAUAACAUAGACUGACACCUAAACACUGACAAAAACCAAAUAAUUUUUUCCUCAAUGUAUUUUUGAUAGAAUUUUGCCUUUGAACUCAAUUAGUAAUAACCUAAUUUUAGUAGUAAUAUUCAGCUCGUCUUUGUUUAUUUUUGCUAUUUGUUGUGUCUGUCAUGACUGGCCAAUAAAAAUAUAUCAAUACAAUAACA
This is a messenger RNA of Acyrthosiphon pisum (pea aphid), 2881 nucleotides long. RefSeq names its product ATP-dependent RNA helicase vasa. Bases 398 to 2434 code for a protein of 678 amino acids. The transcript is spliced from 10 exons. The record is from RefSeq and is a predicted model, not a curated record. Gene Ontology annotation, molecular function: RNA helicase activity; ATP binding; nucleic acid binding. Lineage: Eukaryota; Metazoa; Arthropoda; Insecta; Hemiptera; Aphididae.